Molecule: messenger RNA, 4359 nt
Organism: Leptopilina heterotoma
Lineage: Eukaryota; Metazoa; Arthropoda; Insecta; Hymenoptera; Figitidae
Exons: 1
Coding region: 1-4359 (1452 amino acids)
Source: RefSeq, a predicted model, not a curated record
AUGGCUUCAACCUUGAAAAAACUAUUGUCGCAACAGGCCACUCGCCUCGACACAAUAAAAAGAACUAUCACACGUAGAAAACAGGCAUCGAAGGAAGGAACCCUAUCCAUUCCUCUUCUUAAGUCUAGGUUGAACCAGUUAGAAAUGUACUGGAACGAGGCCCGAGAAGCUCACCUAGACAUCGUGAGUACUGCGGACUCUGAAAAAGAGCCCUAUGUUACUGAACAACAAUUUGAAAACAUGGAGGUCGAAUAUGAAGCCGAAACCGAUGAUUUAGCUUCACUACUACACGACUCAACAACAUCCACUCAACAUAACGAGCCCUCCAAUCUACAUACAGGCGGACCAAUUUCAAGCAAGUUGCGCCUGCCGAAGUCUACAUUACCGCAAUUCUCUGGGAAGUACGAAGAUUGGGGAAACUUUUCAGAUUUAUUCCUCUCCAUGAUAGAUGAGGACAAAACGCUGCCUAAUGUCGUAAAACUGCAAUACUUGAAGCAAUGUUUAACCGAUGAGGCUGCCGACUUUGUGAAGGACAUCAAAGUAGAGGAAGUAAAUUACAAGCCCACAUGGGAGGCAUUAAGGGGCAGAUACUGCAACGUACGCCUGCUCAUACAUACUCACUUCAACACCCUUUACAAUCUACCCAAACUACAAAGCGAAUCGGUAGCAGACCUCAAAAUACUCAUCGACAAAACUAGACAAGCUGUCCGCUCUCUGAAAAACAUCGGAAGAGAAAUCAUCGGUGAUUGGCUGGUUUACCACACGAGCGAACGGCUGGAUCCAGAGUUGCGCCUUCAAUGGGAAAACUACCUCAGCACCCGGAGUUCGAAACCCCCCAAUUCGGAAGGCAACGACACGGAACCCGAUGAUUAUCCCACAUUCCAAGCUUUGGCAAAAUUUAUCGACGAUCGAAUAAUCACCCUAAACAUGACAGACUCGCAUCGCUCAACGACAACCACCAACUCGCUCGCAUCAAGUUCAAAAAAACAAGGACAGAAAAACAUCAAGAGGUCUUUUCACAACUCAGAAAAGAGCGGACCUUCAAACCGGAAAUGUCCAAAGUGUUCCGAAGAACACUACAUAGGUCGCUGCCCGACCUUUAAACAACUUAGCACAUUGGAGCGCCUUAACGAAGCACGACGAAUGAAACUCUGUUUUAAUUGUCUAGGCCUUCACCAAAUCAAGGACUGCACUUCCAAGGGACGCUGCUUCGAAUGUCAUAAGCAACAUCACAGCCUUCUGCACAGGCCAUCUAGAGACGAAAAAUCCGAGCACGAAAAGAAGGCAAAAGGCCCUCACCAGACACAAAGUCCACCGGCUAGUGCAGCAUUCUCCGUCCGUACGAAUACAACGUCCAUCAGCAGAUCCAAACGGACAAUUCUUCUGGCAACAGCCUGCGCUGUUCUUGAGGGACCAAAAGGCCAAAUCAAGGCCCGUGCCAUGCUGGAUCAAGGAUCCGAGGUAUCCUUCAUUUCACAGGAUGUCGUAAGGCAAUUGGGACUAUCAUGCUACCCCGCAAAUGUCACUAUCCUGGGAUUGGGAAACCACAAAGUGGGGGAGGCAAAAACAGUUGCCACGAUGACCCUAAGGUCCGUGCACCAACCCGACUUCCAUCUCGAAUUCCAAGCUUAUGUGGUCCCGAAACUUACAUCAAGGCUUCCAACAAGAAGAAUAGUGGAGAUCGAUCUAGAUUGGCUCGGAGCAGAAAAGUUGGCUGAUCCUCUGUACUACCAACCUGGAACAAUCCAACUUAUAAUCGGUGCCGAUUACUAUGGACAGUUAUUAGUACCAGGGCUGUACCAGAUUGAAAACCCAAAAGCAACAGCCCAAAAAACAGCUCUGGGCUGGGUUGUUUCGGGAACAGUUCAAACCGAGUCUAAACGGCGGGCGGAACCAACUUCACCAAUAACAGUUUCGUCAAUGCAUUGCUUACCGUCAGAAAAUAUUCAAGAUCAACUACAACGCUUUUGGGAAUUCGAAACAAUCCCAAAUAACAAAGUUAUCAAGCCAGACGACGAACGUUGUGAAAAACAUUUCGUCAAUACACAUACACGAACCCCAGAAGGCCAGUACAUGGUCCGUCUUCCCAUUAAGUGUCAACCUCCAGAGGCUGCGACUGAAACAAGAAAAAUGGCUGCAAGCAGCCUAAUUGGAACAGAGCGACGAUUUAAACAAGAUAUCAAGUUAUCCGAAGCCUACUGCGAGUUCAUGGAUAAUUACGAAUCAGACGGCCACAUGGAGAGAGUUCCAGAGGAGGAAUUGAACAACCCAAAGGCUUGGUACAUACCACACCACGCAAUAAUCCAACAAUUAAACAACUUGGGCUGGAAAUUAAGAGUGGUGUUUAACGCAUCAAGGUUAACCUCUCAGAAAAAAUGCCUUAAUGAUUUCCUGCAUGCCGGACCUGCUCUACAGAACGACAUUGGCCUCAUACUAUUAAACUGGCGCAGACACAGAGUCGUUUUCACCGCGGACAUAGUAAAAAUGUUCCGCCAGAUCCUCGUCCAUCCGGAAGAUCGCGACCUACAACGGAUUCUAUGGCGAUCAACUCCGGAGAAACCCAUCGAAGAAUAUCGGCUCUGCACUGUCACAUAUGGCACGGCGUGCGCGCCAUAUCUCGCCAUCCGCACCUUGAAACAACUUUCGAUCGAUGAAGGAGCUCAAUUUCCACUUGGAGCGGACUGUUUGUUAGAUAACACCUAUGUCGACGAUAUCUUCGACGGCGAUGAUGACGUCCUUCAAGCCGAGAAGAAACGAGAUCAAGUGAUAGAUCUCUGUGCGAAGGCGAACCUUAAGUUAGAUAAAUGGGCAGUAAACCACCCCGAUCUACAUCCUUCAUCUAGCGCACCACUAUCCUCGGAGAUCAUCGACAAAAACACAGUCUUUAAGACUCUGGGGAUACUGUGGGCUUCAAGAGUCGAUUACUUUGCUUUCAACAACCCUCAAAAAACACACAUCUCAGGGGAUGCGACAAAAAGAAUGAUUUCCUCUAGCAUUGCCCAGCUAUACGACCCUUUGGGCUGGCUCGCACCUAUCACAGUGGUCGCCAAGAUCAUGCUCCAGGACCUCUGGAUACUCAGAAUUGACUGGGAUGCUGAACUCCCUACCGAAGUACAAGAGCGCUGGACGCAAUAUUAUCAAUCCCUAGUUGGAUUAUCAGGUAUCAAGAUACCACGAUGGCUAGGAAGCUUUUCGAACUCGCUGAUCGAGCUCCAUGGAUUCUCAGACGCAUCCACUCGAGCCUACGCAGCAGUAGUCUACGUGCAAGUCCUUAAAUACAAAGAGGACGGUCAAGUUACACUUCUUGCAGCGAAGUCCAAAGUCGCUCCUAUUAAGACUGCAACAAUACCAAACCUAGAACUCUGUGGAGCUGCUCUCCUAGUAAAGCUCUUAAAAUACGUUAGACGGCUGACCUUUCUAAAUGCUGUGCCUGUGACGGCUUGGUGUGACAGUCAAGUCACCCUAGCCUGGAUCAACCAACAUCCAUCUAAAUGGAAAACCUUCAUUGCGAACCGUGUCUCCUACAUUCAGACUGAACUGCCUUCGGUGAAAUGGAGACACGUGCCUAGCCAAGAAAAUCCGGCUGACCUAGCGACACGAGGUCUUCAACCAGAGACCCUACGAGAAAAUAGACUUUGGUGGAAUGGUCCACAAUGGCUGUCCCUAUCACCGGCUAAUUGGCCCUCUCAACUUCAACGUCCCGAUACCGAAAAUGCGGAAGUAAAAGCGUUCCUCACAGUCAAGAAUGAAGUCGAAAUUGAGAUCCUCUCAAGAUUCUCCUCUUUGCAACGGCUUAUUAGAGUUGUAGCAUUCUGCUUGAGAGUGUUCAAGAACUAUAAAGCAAAGGGAUCUGAAAACUCUUUCAAGGAUACAGUCCUCUCCUCGACCGAAUUGGACUCCGCCAAAUCGACGGUCUUAGCGAUAGCGCAGAGGAAAACAUUCUCUGAGGAGAUAGACUUACUCAAAAACGCGAAAAGCAUUCCUAAACAUAGCAAACUCCGCAAUCUCAACCCCUUUUUGGAUAAAGCGGGAAUCCUUCGAGUAGGUGGACGUUUGAAACAUUCCUCACUAGCCUUCUCCUCGAAGCAUCCACCGAUUCUACCAAAAGAUUCACCACUGACACCCUUGUAUGUAAGCUUAGCGCACAAGGUCUCGGGUCAUGGAGGACCAAAAUUAACCCUGAGCAUCCUUCGAAACUUAGUGUGGAUUGUCGGCGCAACCUCACUAGUGAGAAAACUGGUCCGCAAGUGUGUGCCCUGUCACCGAAUUAAACCUCGCUUUCCCACGCAGCUCAUGGGUGAUCUCCCACCCGCAAGAAUAGAACCGGCUCGUCCGUUUACGAAUUGCGGACUAGACUAA